CCGGAGAUGGAGGUACCGUGUGUGACUGGAUAUCUUCCAGAAUAGAGACACGAAAGCUGGAGUGGGGCUCAGCCGACGUUCCUGGCCGACACCAAUUGCUUAAAUACAUAUAUCUAAGUUCAAGUUGCUUCCCACUCCAGUGACUAUCGCGCAAUAUACCAUAUUCAAGCCAUUGCCUCCAGUCCACCCAUCCCCAACUCAGUACUACACAACUUAACGACACCCACUACAACCACGGAAGCUUCCUUGCCAUCGCUGCCCUUUCAUCUUCCAAUGCAUGGAGGCGGCUCAGCAUCCCCUGCGAAUGACGAAGAGUUGAUAGCUGACUUCGCAGCCACGGGGGAUAACCUGGUGAUUGUCGACUGGAACGGCCCUGAUGAUCCAGAUAACCCGUUCAACUGGUCCAAGGCCCAGAAGUGGUUGGUGACCUUCAUUGCUCUCUUCACCACAUUCCUCGUCCUCGCCAACGGAACCAUUAUCACCGUCGCCCACUAUGAGCUGGACCAGAGAUUCCACGUCAGCGAGGCCACGUUUGCCAACAGUUACUGGCCGGUCACCACCUGGGCGCUGGGAGGCUCCUUUUUUUCAUUGAUCAUUCUCCCGACCAUGGAAGACUUUGGCAUCCGACGCACGUUUCUGCUCACACAUUUCACCUUUAUUCUCUUCCUCAUCCCACAGGCCGUGGCCCAGAACUUCGCCACCUUAAUCGUCACCCGAUUCUUUGCGGGAGGUUGUGUCGCCGUGCUCGGCAACAGCGCUGCAAGCGUGAUCGGCAAUAUCUGGGCUAGCGAGCGCGAACGUACCAUCCCCGUGGGUCUCUGGAUUUUAGCUUACCUCGGGGGCAGCAGUAUCGGGCCCGUGCUGGGGGCGUCCAUCCUCCAGUUCCUCUCCUGGCGCUGGAUCUCAUACAUGCAGCUCAUCUGGCACGGACUACUCUUUCCCGUCGCCAUGGUGACGAUGCGUGAAUCCCGCGACCUGGUGAUCCUCAAGCAGCGAGCCAAGAAGUUGCGUGCCAAGGGCAUCAACGCAUACACCCGCCACGAAAUCCUGGCUGAGCCGAUCCUUGAUGUCCUGAAGACCAGUAUCCAACGUCCGCUCAAGAUGCUCGUCACCGAGUACGUGGUGUUCUUUUGCAUGUUGUGGUCGUCGUUCACGGUGGGCACGCUAUACCUCUUCACCCAGUCGGUCGAGCAAGUCUUUGAGGCGUUGUAUGGCUGGGACCCCGUGCAGUCGGGAUACGUGCAGGGCGCUAUUGUCAUUGGGGAGGUUCUGGGAUGGCCGUUGACGCUGAUUUCCGCGAGGCUCUAUUUCCACUCCGCGAAACCAAACCCCCAGAUGCCUGGGGUCCCGAUCCCCGAAGCACGGCUCUACAUGUCCGUCGCAGGGGCGAUCGUUGGGCUGACGGGCGGAAUGUUCGUCUACGCGUGGACCUCGGAUCCCCGUCUGCCAUGGAUCGCACCCACCAUGGGCCUGGGGAUGGUGGGGGCUGGGAGUGUAGUGGUGGUGACGGGGAUCAUGGACUACGUCGUCGACGCCUACAGCAACUAUGCGGGGAGCGCCAUGGCGUGCGUCGUGCUCGGGGAGAACACCUUCUCGGCGUUCCUGCCGCUGGCGACGAUGAACAUGUAUCAAAGCCUGGGGCUGCAGUGGGCGAGCAGUCUGUUGGGGUUCAUCAGCUUGACGCUGACCCUGGCGCCGGUGUGCAUUAUCAUCUGGGGCGCAAAGAUCCGCGCGCGCAGUCCGUUCAUGAAGGAGGCGAUGGUGCAGAAGGCACCGGCCGUCAAUGCGGAAGACGCGGAAGAUAAAAUAACUUGCUGA
This is a messenger RNA of Aspergillus saccharolyticus JOP 1030-1, 1818 nucleotides long. RefSeq names its product MFS multidrug transporter. The record is from RefSeq and is a predicted model, not a curated record. Gene Ontology annotation, molecular function: transmembrane transporter activity. NCBI's taxonomy places the organism in Eukaryota, Fungi, Ascomycota, Eurotiomycetes, Eurotiales, Aspergillaceae. Bases 274 to 1818 code for a protein of 514 amino acids. Gene Ontology annotation, biological process: transmembrane transport. The transcript has 2 exons.